AUUGUGUGUAUAAAAAAUUGCAGAUCCUCUUCGUCUAGGCAAACCUCUCGCCCCUUUAUACUAAUAAGCUUAAUUUCUUAUCUCUCUUUUUUUCCUUUUUCUUCUUCAAAUCUGCAUUUUUCAUCUCAAGUUGCAAAGAAUAUCAUGACGGCAAAUACAAACGCUUCAGACUCUACACUUUAUACGCUACCUAUAAUACCGUUAGUUAACACUGUGCUAUUGCCGCACAUUGUUACCAAGCUCACCAUUACUCGCAGUGAAGGAGAUAGAUUGCUCGGACAAGCCACGCCUCAGGUGCUAUGUGUUCCUCUUCAACCCAACGUGAAAAGAACGAGAAAAUUAAUUGAUACCAACUCAGUGCAAGCUACAGUAACAACUAUAGCCGUAGAUCUGAGCCAACUGUUUGACUUUGGUUGUGUUGCAGAAAUUAUUCAAGUGGAUAAAUCCUUACCAGAUCAAUAUACCUUAAGGGUAAAGGGCAUCUGCCGAGCCAAGAUCCAUGAUAUAUGUACAGCGGACGGUGGCGCCUUCUUUCAUGCCUUAUCUGAGUAUAGCUUAGAGGAUGAAGAGAAUUAUUUUGCAAAUGAAGCAUUAGUACAACAAGAAAAGUCAUUUCGUACUUUGUGUCAAACCUAUCUCAGCAAGAUGAGAGCGAUUGGUAUUUCUCCUAGUGUACUGAAUCAAUUUGCCAAGAAAUUACAGAGUAAUCCUGUACCGCAUGUUGCUCCUCUACUGCUGUGUAUAAGUGACUCCCCAUUAUGCGAGAAAUUACGUGCAUUGAAGAACUCUGAUUCAAACCAGAGAAUAAAAGACAUACAUCAUGUGAUUGAACGGUAUCUACAGACACUCAACACACAUGCUUCUCCCACCUAUAGUAAUAAUAUGCUUUACGAUCAUAUUCGCAGAAAAUUUUAUAUACUUCUUCAGAUGUACACUAUUGAUGAUAUUAGUGUAGAAAGUGGACACCAUGAUAACAAUGCGGAGAAAAUGUAUCCCUUCAAAAUUAUGGAAGAGGACGAUGAGGAUAUAAGCAGCCUCAUUACAAAAUUGAACAACGCAAAUUUACCUGAUGAUGCCGUAAAAACCAUUAAAAGUGAUUUGAAUCGAUUGAGGAAAAUGCCUGUUUCCGCUGCAGAUUCCAUCGUCUUACGGAAUUACUUAGAAUAUAUUGGUGAUUUGCCAUGGUUCUCUGAAAAAUCUACUCCACAAAGUUGUUUAUUAAAUAUAGCAUCUGUCAAAGCACAACUAGAUGCUGACCAUUUUGGUAUGGAUAAAGUAAAACGAAGGGUCUUGGAGUAUCUCUCUGUGUUGAAAAUGAAAGAUAAUGCCACUCCUCCCAUUUUAUGCUUUGUUGGACCGCCAGGUGUUGGUAAAACGACUUUAGGUAAAUCCAUUGCAACAGCCAUCAAAAGGAAAUUCCAUCGUAUAUCCUUGGGCGGUGUCCGAGAUGAAGCUGAGAUAAGAGGACAUCGGCGCACUUAUGUUGGAGCUUUACCUGGUUUAUUGAUUCAAGGAAUAAGACAUUGUGGAGUACAAAAUCCAGUGUUUUUACUCGAUGAAAUCGAUAAGCUUGUUAUCAACUCUACUCAAGGUGAUCCAGCUGCCGCUUUAUUGGAAGCACUGGAUCCAGCACAAAACAGCGCUUUUACUGAUCACUUUAUCAAUUUACCCUAUGACUUAUCACAAGUCUUAUUCAUAGCUACUGCUAAUUCAUUAGAUACAAUUCCGCGACCACUGCUGGAUCGGUUGGAAGUGAUUCAACUAGAUGGUUACACUUUUAAUGAAAAGUUACAUAUCGCGCAAAAACAUUUAAUACCGAAGCAGAUAGAGGCACACGGCUUGGGAUUUUUGAACUUGGACAUACCAGAGAAGGUUAUCUUGUAUUUGGCAGAAAACUAUACGAGAGAGAGCGGUGUACGUGGUCUAGAAAGGCUCAUCGCCAGUAUUUGCCGUUACAAAUGUCGCGAAUUUGCCGAUUUGACAGAGUCAAGGCAGAAGGAUAUUCCUAAUAAGGCAGUUCAAACGGAUGAUUUGGAAAAGAUACUUGGUCCUGGCAUAAAUGAAAAUGACGUACUUGGUCAAGACGAUAUACCCGGAAUCGUAACAGGCUUAGCUUAUUCAAGCAGUGGGAAUGGUAGCAUAAUGACAAUUGAGGCGAACUAUAUGCCUGGAACCGGGCGUUUAAAGUUAACAGGGUCACUAGGAGAUGUUAUUAAGGAAUCGGCUCACAUUGCUCUAUCUUGGGUGAAAGCUAAUUCAUUCGCCUUAAAGCUAGCAGAUUCAACAAAAGAGGACAUUUUCAAAGAUAUUGAUAUCCAUAUUCACUUGCCCAGUGGGGCUAUACCGAAAGAUGGCCCAUCCGCUGGUAUUACAAUGGUGACAUGCCUCAUAUCGUUGUUAUCAGGAGUUUCUGUCUCUCGUAGUACAGCUAUGACGGGCGAGGUAACUUUGAGGGGACAAGUUCGCCCGGUAGGGGGAAUUAAAGAAAAAGUGAUCUCGGCUCAUCGUGCAGGCGUUAAAAAGGUGCUUCUACCUGCUGCCAACCGCCGUGAUAUUAUCAACGAUAUCCCAUCAGAAAUAUGUAAAGAAAUGGAAUUUAUUUACUGCAAAUCGAUGUGGGAUGUGGUCGAUUCCGCAUUUGAGGAAUAUAACAUUCAACUUGAACCUAGAUUUAUAAGCAGUCUAUAAUAAACCUGGUUUUUUACUAUGGCUGUAUAUUUGACGCUUGAAACUGCUGCUUUUUAACUGCCGUACGGACAAUAAUCAUUGUACAUUUCGACUCAACAGUGCUUUUAUUGCAUUCUAUGAAUCCUCAUUAGUUCUGAUCAAGGUUAAAUGAGCUAUACAUAGAACAACAAUUUUGACAAGCAGAAAUUUCUUUUCAAGAAUGGAAAAUAUGUUUUU
Molecule: messenger RNA, 2904 nt
Organism: Mycotypha africana
Lineage: Eukaryota; Fungi; Mucoromycota; Mucoromycetes; Mucorales; Mycotyphaceae
Product: Lon protease C-terminal proteolytic domain-containing protein
Exons: 10
Coding region: 145-2688 (847 amino acids)
Biological process (GO): protein catabolic process; protein targeting to peroxisome; protein processing
Cellular component (GO): peroxisomal matrix
Molecular function (GO): ATP-dependent peptidase activity; ATP hydrolysis activity; serine-type endopeptidase activity
Source: RefSeq, a predicted model, not a curated record